AGUGGAGCGUACCAAAUUCUUUAGAAGGGGGGGGGAGUGUAACUCGCCUCUGCCCGUCAGUUUCAGGACAGUAGUGACGCGGAGUACCCCGCACACAUGCUCGGGCACACGGGGAGUGGGUUCACAGCUGUGGCCUUGGUCGGAUCCCAGACUCCCCCCGCCUUCUAGCAGUUGGUUCAGUCCGCUCGCGGUGUCAUGGCGCUGCCCUGUGUGAGGUUGGGAGUUGUGCGGCUUGGCAGCGGGGCUCUCCUCAGGGGUCUUUGUCGGAGCAGCAGCAGCCAUCAGACAUCAGCAGCUGCUGAAGAGAUCGACGUUCCUAGGGGAAAGACCUGGGAUAAGACAGCAGUGCUGCAGGCCCUGGCCUACACCGUCAACCAUGACCCCACGUCCUCUGCGUACAUGUUUCUGGAUGACCCUUACCUCAUUCCCAGCACAUCCACAGAUUAUAAACUAUUCUCCUUGUCCAAAGAAUCUGGGAAAAAUGCAGCAAAAUAUAUCGUGAAUAUGUAUCCGAACCUGUUUCAGAAAGACUUUGCAGAACCUCACAUUCCAUGUCUGAUGCCCGAGAGCAUCCAGCCUCAGAUUGAGGGGGUCAGCGAGGAAGCCCUGAAGGAGCGCGUUCUGCUCAGAAGAGUAAACGAAUCCGUCGACUUGUUCGACCAACUUCUUCAAGGCGGGACAACCCCAUCAGUGGAGACCACAAACAAACUUCUGGAUCUCAUUUGUUUCUAUGGAGACCGCGAGCCCACCACAGAGGACCAACAGGAUCAGCAAGAGGAUAAUGAGAGUCUCCAGGAAAAAGUCAAGAAGAGAAAUGUUCCUCUGAAAAGGAUCCCUGCUGGAAGAACAUGGAGAGAAAAGAACAAUGCCGAGAGAAUCUUCAACCUGAUGCCGGAGAGGAACGCCCAUUCUUACCGCUCCAUGAUCCGAGGAAUGGUGAAGCAUGGAGCUUACACCCAGGCAUUCAGCAUGUACACAGACCUUCUGAACAGCAGAUACACUGGGGAUGUGUACACCUUCAAUGCACUGAUAUUGGCAGCUCCAGAGACCAAAACUGAGGUCAAGGAUCAGUGCGCCCUGAUUGUGGAGCUGCUAAACCACAUGGUGCAACAAAAGGUUACGCCAAAUUUACUAACCUUCAAUUCAGUCUUGAAGAGCUUACGAAAGAUUGGUCCGUCGGUGAAGGGCAUGGCGAUGCAAACCCUAAUGGAGAUGAAAGCACUUGAUAUCGAACCGAGCCUUGCAACAUACAGCCAUUUGUUGGGAGUGUUUUUUAAACCUGGGGAUUUAUUGGGCCAGUCCCAGCUGCUGACCUCCAUUCUGGAUCAGACACAAGGAAAAAGCUUUACAGCCAAGGAUCCCGAUGACAUGUUCUUUUUCAGUGAAGCCAUGAGAGUGUGUUUGGAAGCGAAGGAUUUGGACUUGGCGUAUGAAUUGCACAAGCUGCUGAAUACUGGGGAUAACUGGAGGCUGCUAGGAAAGACGUCCCAGGAAUUUGCUUACUAUGGCAGGCUCUUCCACAUAGUGUGCAUGAUGGAAAACGCUGACAUGGUCUUGAAAUGGUACCGAGAGCUGAUCCCAUCACUCUAUUAUCCCACCUCCAAAGGCUUCCAGAACUUGCUUCAGGUGCUGGAGAUGGAGAACCGACUAGAGCUCAUUCCUGAAAUCUGGAAAGAUAUCAAACUACUCGGACAUAGUAACAAGGAGUACUUACUUGAGGAGGUCCUGCACUUGAUGGCCACUGGGAAACCAAAUGCAGAGCUCCAAGCUGUAUUUGCUAAUACUGCCGUAUCUAUAAAGUCUGUGUAUGAAUCCAGUGCUACGUCUAAGUUCCAGCUGAAGGUGUCUGCAGCUGCAUUCGGGAAUAUAGCAUUACUGCUGACAAGAGCAGGGAGACUGGAGGAAGCCUGGAAAAUUCUCAAAUCUUUCAAAACAAAGCAUCUUGUUCCCGGUCCAAUGUAGUCACUGAGCUUUUAGAUGGAGCUAAAGCUGCAGGGAACAAAGCUAUGGCUGUAGAUCUGGUGCAGCUUGUGGUCGGCUUCAGCUCGCCGGACACGGCCCAGAUUGCUCAGCGAGUGCUGAACGACUUCAC
This is a messenger RNA of Bufo bufo (common toad), 2092 nucleotides long. It is a transcript of the gene PTCD3, whose product is annotated as pentatricopeptide repeat domain 3. Lineage: Eukaryota; Metazoa; Chordata; Amphibia; Anura; Bufonidae. Bases 196 to 1962 code for a protein of 588 amino acids. The transcript has 23 exons. Gene Ontology annotation, biological process: mitochondrial translation. The record is from RefSeq and is a predicted model, not a curated record. Gene Ontology annotation, molecular function: ribosomal small subunit binding; rRNA binding; protein binding. Gene Ontology annotation, cellular component: mitochondrion.